Molecule: messenger RNA, 2133 nt
Organism: Miscanthus lutarioriparius
Lineage: Eukaryota; Viridiplantae; Streptophyta; Magnoliopsida; Poales; Poaceae
Source: the annotation of a GenBank genome assembly
AUGGCCGCCGAGCCGGCGGACCUCGCCGACUCGCAGCCCUUCUCUCCGUCCAACUUCCUCAACCUUCCCCCAACGCCCCUCCUCGACCUCGACUGCCCUGCCCUGCAGCUGCAGGACGACGAUGACGACCUGCAGGUGCUCCCCUUCAUCUCGCGCUUGCUCAUGGAAGAGGAGAUGGACGGCUUCUUCGACCCGGACCACCCCGCGCUACUCCAAGCCCAGCAGCCCUUCGCCGACAUCCUCUCUGACGCCACCGCCAAUUCCAUUUCCACCGCCGCCAACAGCCGAGGGACUGGGAGCGGCACCUUCACUGCCCUCUCGCCGGCCUCUGCAGCUGGCUCCCCUGCAUUCGCCAACGCCACCUGGCCCUACGAUCCAGCCGAGCUCUCCCAGCUGCUCUUUUCUAGGACAUACCCGGCCGACACGGCGACAUACCCCAACGCCGACUCGCUGGCCUCCUCCACCAUGUUCGCCGGUGGCACGGUAAACAUGGACAUGCUCAACCUGGCGUUCCUCAAGGGCAUGGAGGAGGCCAACAAGUUCUUGCCCGCCACCAACAACAGCCUCCUCAUGCCCAUCGUCUCCGGGGACAGGGACGGUGACCAUGAGCGCAACAAGUUGUGGCGUGCCCGCCAACCGAAGAAGGUGUGGAAGCCGCAGGUGGAUGGCAAUGGAAUGUCGUUGCUGUUGCUGCAACAGAGUGCUAACAAUGGCAGCAGGGGCCGCAAGAACAACAGGCAUGCUGGUUGGGGUGAUGAUGAUUCGGAGGAGGACGAAACGACAGGCAGGAGGAGCCGCAAGCUGAUGGCGGCGGGAACAGAGGAAAGCGAGAUGGUGGACGAGUUCGUCCAGAGUGGGUACCAGUCGCUACACGAGCAGAUGGUGGCCAUGACCAUCAGUGCGGACGACGGCAGAGACGCCGAUAAAAAGAGCACCACCAGCAGGAAGGGGAAAGGGAGCGCCAACGAGGCCGUGGACCUGCGCACCUUGCUCAUCCACUGCGCGCAGGCCGUGGCCGCCGGCAACCGCCCCAGCGCCACCGAUCUACUGAGCAAGAUCAGGGAGCGCUCCUCACCGAGGGGGGACUCCUCGCAGAGGCUAGCGCACUGCUUCGCCAUGGGGCUGGAGACGCGGCUCGCCGGCACGGGGAGCCAGGUGUACGGGUCGCCGCUCAUGGAGAAACGCGCCUCCGCCGUGGAGCUCCUCAGGGCCUACCAGCUCUACCUGGCGGCGUGCUGCUUCACGGCGAUGGCGUUCAAGUUCUCCAACAUGGCCAUCUGCAAGGCCAUCGUCGGGAGGAAGAAGGUGCACAUCGUGGACUACGGCGAUCACUACGGGUUCCAGUGGCCGACGUUGCUGGGCUAUUGGGCUAACCGGGAGGGUGGACCGCCCGAGGUGAGGUUCACCGCCAUUGACCUCCCUCAGCCCGGGUUUCGCCCGGCUGCUCGGAUUCAGGAGACCGGCCGCCGGCUCACCAACUUCGCUCGCCGGCACGGCGUCCCGUUCAGGUUCCACAGCAUCGCGGCGGCAAAGUGGGAGACGGUUUCCGUCGAUGACCUGAACAUUGAGCACGACGAGGUGCUCGUCGUCAAUGGUCUGUUCCAUUUCGGUAAGCUCAUGGAUGAGGGCGCCGACAUAGAUAGCUUGAGCCCUAGGGACAUGGUCCUCGGCAACAUCCGGAAGAUGCGGCCGGACGUGUUCAUCCUCUGCAUCGAGAACAGCUCCUACAACGCGCCCUUCUUCGUGACACGGUUCAGGGAGGCGCUGUUCUUUUACUCUGCGUUGUUUGACAUGAUGGAUGCGUUGGCGCCACGGUACAGCGACGAGCGCGUGUUGGUUGAGCAGGGCCUCUUUGGACAGUGCGCCUUGAACGCCAUUGCUUGCGAGGGCUCGGAUAGGGUGGAGCGCCCUGAGACGUAUAGGCAAUGGCAGGUGCGGAAUGAGAGGGCUGGGUUGAGGCAGCUGCCAUUGGACCCUGAUAUGGUUAAGGGCAUCAGCAAGAAGGUUAAGGACAAGUACCACAAGGACUUUGUGGUUGAUGUGGAUCACCAAUGGCUCUUCCAAGGGUGGAAGGGGCGCAUACUCUAUGCCAUGUCUGCAUGGGUUGCCAAUGAUAAUAUCUCAUUGCCAUAA